Messenger RNA from Capsella rubella, 1594 nucleotides. Its product is annotated as F-box/kelch-repeat protein At3g24760. The record is from RefSeq and is a predicted model, not a curated record. Lineage: Eukaryota; Viridiplantae; Streptophyta; Magnoliopsida; Brassicales; Brassicaceae. The transcript is spliced from 2 exons. Bases 117 to 1283 code for a protein of 388 amino acids. Gene Ontology annotation, molecular function: protein binding.
CCAAAAUUCUCGGUCACACGUUCUCCAUCGUCGCACUUUUCACGCUCUCUGUCUUCUUCUUCUUCUUCUUCUUCUUCUUCUUCUUCGUCAACACAGACCUCAAAAAACCAACAAAAAUGUCAGACAACAAUCCAGAAAUCGAAUCAUCAACCUUCAACUCACUAAACAUCGACGUAACCGAAUCAAUCCUCUCUCAUCUCCCAAUCCCUUCCUUAGUCCGUUUCACUCUCGUCUCCAAGCUAUGGCGUUCAAUCAUAACCUCUCUUCCUCCAUCUCCUUCUCCUUCUCCUUCUUCUUCAUCACCAUGGCUCUUCCUCUUCGGUAUCCACAACACUUGCUCUUUCCAUAACCAAUCCUUCGCUUUCGAUCCUCUCUCCGACGCUUGGCUCCGUCUCCCUUCCUCCUCCUCUUCCUCCGAUCAUCUCGUCGGAUCUAAUCGAUUCCUCUUCACCACCGCUCCUCGGUUCUCGUUCUCUCCGAUUCUCAAACCUAAUUGGCGAUUCACUUCCCCUGUUCGAUUUCCCAGAAUUAACCCUCUGUUGAGCGUGUUCACGACUCGUUCUGGCUACUCCAAGUUAAUCCUCGUCGGUGGUUCUUCGCGAAUCGGUGGAUUAGUCGAUAUCGAGGAGAGAUUAGCUGUACAAGUCUACGAUCCGGUUCUUGAUUCGUGGGAGCUUUGUUCACCACUCCCUGCUGAUUUCAGAUCUGGUCAGGAUCACCAAACUCUAACUUCGGCUUUGUUCAGGAGAAGAUUCUAUGUUUUCGAUAACUAUUCGUAUUUCAUCUCGUCGUUUUGCUUGGAUUCUUAUACGUGGAGUGAUGUUCAAACGCUUAAACCACCUGGACUCUCGUUUGCGUUCUUAAAUUCGUGUAAUGAUAUGCUUGUUCUUGGUGGAAUGUGUGGUUUCUCGUUUAUUCUCUGGAGGAUCGAAGAAGGUUCGAUGGAGUUUAGCGAAAUCGCGGUUAUGCCUGAGGAUUUGUUGUUUGGAUUAGUUGAUAAUGAAGAUGAGGAGGAAGAAGAUAGUAACAAGUUUAGGUCUUUGAAAUGUGUUGGCUCUGGGAAUCUUGUUUAUGUGUUUAAUGAUGAUUGUCACAAGAAGUUUCCAGCUUGUGUAUGUGAGAUUGGUGGUGGUGAGAAUGGGAAGUCUAGUUGGAGAAGAGUGCCUCGUUUGCCUUCUCCGGUUAAUAAGUUUCAUAAAGUUGUUAGUUUCUGCUCAACGGUAGAUAUUAGCGAUGUUUUCCACCCCGAGGAAGCUCAGAUUGGUGGUUUGAUCCGCAUUUGAGUUUGCUUACUUAUGCCACUGUUUAGGUGUACUAAUGACUUCGUACCUCGUAACUUGGUAGCGUAUGCUGUAAAGUGGAGAUGAAGGGAGAAGAACAAUAAUGGGGUGUGGUAAAAGAUGGUUAUCAAUUUAUCAUGGUAAUCAUUUACCUGUAAUUAGGUGUAAACUGGAUUCGAACUCUUCGUUCAAAAUGUUUAUAUUUUCUGUGUUUCUACUGUUUUAUUUGUUUUAGAAUAAGAUACUCAGACGAUUCCAUAUACAUAUAUGUAUAUUCUACUGAAUCAUUUACAUACAUAAACAUAUUUACUGAA